AUGGGCAAGCUGAACAUCGCGCACCACAAGUCUUAUCAUCCCUACAGACGGGACAACAUCGAGCGGGUGCGACGCGAUGAAGAGGAGGCCCGGCUAAAAGAGGAGAAAGAAGAAGGGCGGCUGAUGCUGGCUGACUCGGAGGCCCGCAUUGACUUGUUGCGGGAGCGCGCUGGGGUGAAGGCCGCGCCAAAGCGCAAAAAGCGGGACGAUGACGACCUCGAGAAAGCCAUGGCUAUCCGGACGCAAAAUGUAGAGACCGGCGCUGUGCUGCCCACGACAAACGGGCACAUCAACUUUUUCGAAGACUUGGAGCAGAGCUCUAUCGCUGCUUCUAUACGGACAGCGACAAAGAAGAAAGGAGAAGCAACAGAGACAGACCGGGGAGUGCCUCUUGCGCCGUCUGCCAAAGACCUGAACCCAUGGUACAUCGAGCCCGCAAAGAAAGGCGAAGAUGAUGAUGAUGAGGUGGUCGACGAAAAACGGAUGCGAGAUGCCCUUCGAAAAUCAGCCCAUGACCCACUCACUUCAAUAACCCAUCAGCUUGCCUCCCGCCACGGCUCUACUUCCACAUCCUCACGCUCUUCUUACAAGCCCCGACCACAGCCCAAGUCAGGUCCGCCUGAAGUGCAAGAACGACUAUCGCGGGAAUCGUCCGAGCGAGAGCGGGCUCUAGCCCUCAUUCGCAGAAAACAACGCGAGAUGCGGGGAAGCGAGACACCUAGUACAGUCCAUGGCGGAUAUAACGACAUGUUCAAUCGGCAAGAGGUCGAAGAAGCGCAUCGCGGCCGCUUUCCUGACUAUCGACGGACACGCUGGUAG
Mycena indigotica is the source of this 819-nucleotide messenger RNA. RefSeq lists its product as uncharacterized. The record is from RefSeq and is a predicted model, not a curated record. The transcript has a single exon. The coding region runs from base 1 to 819 and encodes 272 amino acids. NCBI's taxonomy places the organism in Eukaryota, Fungi, Basidiomycota, Agaricomycetes, Agaricales, Mycenaceae.